Microbotryum saponariae is the source of this 1098-nucleotide messenger RNA. The record is from the annotation of a GenBank genome assembly. Lineage: Eukaryota; Fungi; Basidiomycota; Microbotryomycetes; Microbotryales; Microbotryaceae.
AUGACCUCAACCAUCGUGGUGGGUUGAGUAUGCAUAGGUUCCCCUCACCGGUAUGGCGCCGGUAGCUGAGAGCGGUGGGGGGUCUGUGGGGGUCUCGAGGGAUUCGUCAACAUCGCACGCAGAGAGCUAAUCCCAGGAUUUGAUCGCGCGCUUUGUACCACAGGACGACAAAGGGGUUUCUCGCAUUACCAAAGUUGAUGCAAACGCAUAUAAGACCCAGCCUCGCGACAUAAAGACGUUCUUGCUUCUAUCUGGACCCAAUCUCAACCUUUUCGGGACGCGGGAUCCCAAGCAGUAAGCAACAGUAUCCGUGAUGCGCGAAUUUACACACUGAAUCCUUGGAUUUUUGCUGCUACGUCCUUUCUUUCCAGAUAUGGGACAAUGACACUCGCGGACAUCGAAGAACGAGUUACGAAAUUCGGAGACGAACUUGGUGUCAAGAUUGUGUGCGCUCAGUCGAAUUACGAAGGCGAAAUGAUCGAGCUUCUGAGUGCAGCGGUCCGACCACUUCAAUCAUGAAUUCAAUCAUCGGACACUGAUAAAUCGCUCGACACCGCAGGUCCACUAUGCGAGAUGUCUUGGAGGAGUUGUGAUGAAUCGUGAGGACUGGAACAGUUCGAAAACCGCCGUUUGGCUGUAAACCCAAUGCCUCAUCACUGAUCACCUAACAACUUGCACCUUCACGCCUAUGACACAGCUGGGGCGUUUGCUCAUUAUUCAUAUGCUCUGCACGAUGCGAUUGAAGCUUGCACCUCACCCGUCAUCGAAGUCCACAUCUCAAAUGUCUACGCCCGAGAAGAGUUCCGGCACAAGUCUGUGGCCGCGCGUGUUUCGAGCGGCUACAUCGCAGGUUGUGGGGUACUUGGUUACGAUGUGCGUAUAGGCUCGCAGGGCUUUUUUGACGGCUACGAGAGGAGGCACGAGCUUAUGCUUGGCCGAGUUACCCAUUUUGAUGGGACAGAUUGGUCUGCGAGUCGCUUUGCAAAGAGUGGAGGAGGAAUCGGUCUGAAGCGAUUUGGAAUACAGGUGAUGCAAAUAAUUGCAAUGAUCUCCUACUCACACCAGUGGAAGCAACAUAUCCGCGAUUUCGGGGUCUGA